AUAGCAGUAUUCAUAUUCGAAGUAUAGCAAUUUAGUUUAUCAAAUUUUUGGUUUGUUAAAUUCAUUAUUAUUGAUAAUUUCAAAAAACAACUCAAAUUAAACUUUACAUAAGAAAAAAAAUGGCUAGUACAUCUAGUGAUCAAAGUAUUAUCGCUCAGAAGACUUGGGAAAUGUCAAAUAAAGUUGAAACAAUCAGUGCUAGUGAUGAAAUUUACAAAUUUGAUAAACGACGAAACCAAGAGAUAUUGUGUAUUAAGCCAUGGGAAAGAGAUCCUCAUUUUUUCAAAGAUAUUAAAAUCUCAGCAUUAGCAUUGUUAAAAAUGCUAAUGCACGCACGUUCUGGUAAGAAGAACGAGGUAAUGGGUAUUCUGAUUGGAAAAGUAAUAACAAAUGUAAUGAUUGUUAUGGAUUCUUUUGCAUUACCUGUUGAAGGGACAGAAACAAGGGUUAAUGCGCAAUCUCAAGCAUAUGAAUAUAUGUCUAUAUAUAUGGAUUCUAUAAAACUGGUUGGCAGAUUAGAGAACGUUAUUGGCUGGUAUCAUAGUCAUCCAGGUUAUGGGUGUUGGUUGUCUGGUAUUGAUGUGGCUACACAACUUCUUAAUCAAAAUUUUCAAGAUCCAUUUGUCGCUAUUGUAAUUGAUCCUGUGCAAACUAUUUCUGCGGGUAAAGUUUGCUUAGGAGCAUUUAGAACUUACCCAAAAAAUUAUCACUCACCUAAUAAGGAGCCGUCAGAAUAUCAAACAAUACCUUUAGAAAAAAUCGAAGACUUUGGUGUACAUUGUAAUCAAUAUUAUUCUUUAGAAAUAUCAUAUUUUAUAUCAUCAUUAGAUAGAAAAUUGUUAGAUUCCUUAUGGAAUAAAUACUGGGUGAACGUUCUUAGUUCUUCUAGUCUAUUAACAAAUACAGAUUAUACUACAGGACAAAUAUUGGAUUUAUCUAAUAAAUUAGAAGAAGCUGAAAUUGCGCUAAAAAGAACAGAUUAUAGUAGUCCAGUAGAAAAACUUAUAAAAGCAACACGUGAUAGCUCUAAAACUACAAUUGAAAUUAUACAUGGUUUAAUGACACAAAUGAUUAAAGAAAAAUUAUUUAAUCAAAUUGGAACGAAUAAGACAGAUUCUGGUUAAAUUACUUAUUCAUUCAUAAUAAGUUAAUUUCAAGUGAAAAGCCAAAUAAAUGCAUUUGUAAUACAACCAAUGUAAUUUAUACAGUUUUUCUAUUUUAAGUGGUAGUUUUUAAAAUUUUGUUAAGGUAUAAAUGCAUAUUUAAAGACGUAUAUACUUAAAAAACCUGGUGGAUCGAAAAUUCAUAAUAUUUUCACAUUUUUAUUAGCUCGAAAUGUACAUAGUGUAAACUUUUACUCAAGCUUUAUAUAUCACCGUAAUGGCCAUUUGAUCCGGACCUCUGGAUUUUCCAAAACCAAAUAAACUAAAAUUACUCAACACAUCUUCUCUCUGUUAAAAAUAGGUCCUGUAAAAAAAUAUAAAAAGGAUGUUAUUCUGAUUAUUUAUCCGGCAAUAGUUAUUAAAUUUUUAAAUCAAACAAAUCUAAUGAACUAUUUAUUAUAUUCUUGAUCAAAUAAAACUUUAUGGCUGAGAGAUUAUUAAACUUCAGUCUCCUAACAUCAGGAAGAACUAACGGAAAUUCUAUUCAUUAAAUAUUAAAAUAAUUUACUUGUUUUUUGAUGACGAUGACAAAAAUAUCAAUAUAACUUUAUUUGAAUUAAUUCAAUUUAUUGAUUUACAAUAUUUAUAAUAUAUAUCCCUAAAAAUAGCAUAAGAAGCAAUAAUGAGAAUCGUCCUACAAAUUACGCGUAUGCCGUAAAAUAAUUAUUAUCGAUAUCAGUAUUAUUGUAUUUGUAUUUUUCAUUAUUAUAAUUAUUAUUGUUAUAAAUAAAUUUUCGGUCA
This is a messenger RNA of Polistes canadensis, 1904 nucleotides long. RefSeq names its product COP9 signalosome complex subunit 5-like. Lineage: Eukaryota; Metazoa; Arthropoda; Insecta; Hymenoptera; Vespidae. Gene Ontology annotation, biological process: protein deneddylation. The record is from RefSeq and is a predicted model, not a curated record. Bases 120 to 1124 code for a protein of 334 amino acids. Gene Ontology annotation, cellular component: cytoplasm; COP9 signalosome. The transcript is spliced from 5 exons. Gene Ontology annotation, molecular function: protein binding; metallopeptidase activity; deNEDDylase activity.